Messenger RNA from Fraxinus pennsylvanica, 354 nucleotides. The record is from the annotation of a GenBank genome assembly. Lineage: Eukaryota; Viridiplantae; Streptophyta; Magnoliopsida; Lamiales; Oleaceae.
AUGAACCAACCUUCCGGUGAACAAGAAGAUCAAGUUACUGUUGCAGGGUUCGACGUUGUGAUGUCACCUGAUUCAAGUUACAGCAAUGUGUACCCGGGAAACGAAGACGAAGAGCGAGAACCACCUUCACUACCCCCUCACUUGCAGCAUACCGUGCUAAACCACCCGACAAAUGAAGAUCCUCAUGCACCACUCCCGUACCCACAAAAUGUCACUCUAAAUCAUGUUUAUAUUGAGGAUAGAGAAGCUCCUCGAUCAGUGGUGGCGCUCGGGGUUACUAAUCGCUUCCGUUCGAAAUUUGUUACUGUGGUGCUCUAUAAACCAGUACCAAGAAGAGGAAACAGCAGUAGGUGA